Molecule: messenger RNA, 249 nt
Organism: Symbiodinium pilosum
Lineage: Eukaryota; Dinophyceae; Suessiales; Symbiodiniaceae
Source: the annotation of a GenBank genome assembly
AUGGCCUCAGCCGUGCGGCGGGUGGCCACAGCGGAGGGCUGCGGGUACAUUCCGAUUUACGAGGCCUGUGCAGAUCACCUUCGGCACGCUGCAGAACAAGGAAGACUGGCGGCCAAGUCUCGAGCAUACAGCUUGGGCGAGUCGCUGUUCUUGCUGUGUGUCCUGCCUUGGCGCUUGUAUGCUGGAAACGGCUCGAGCUUGAAGCAGAUUCAGGCUCGUGCUAUUGCCAUUCCUACCGUCUCAACCUGA